Molecule: messenger RNA, 8310 nt
Organism: Xyrauchen texanus (razorback sucker)
Lineage: Eukaryota; Metazoa; Chordata; Actinopteri; Cypriniformes; Catostomidae
Gene: ehbp1l1b
Product: EH domain binding protein 1-like 1b
Exons: 29
Coding region: 408-7370 (2320 amino acids)
Molecular function (GO): protein binding
Source: RefSeq, a predicted model, not a curated record
AGGAAUAGAUCAUUCAUCCACUGUCAUCAGUUCAUUUUAAGACUGCUUAUUUGGGAGCAUUUGGUGUCGUGCAAAGCUCCACAAAAUAAAAGCGACGAAGUCACACUAGAAUUCAACGCAAAUGUAAUUUAUUUGUGUUUCUUUGCAUCAAGGCAACUAACUAAUUGAGAUACAUGGAGAUACUGUUCCUCUUGUGUGUAACGUGAUGCAGUAGUUUCCGUAAAUGGUCUUUCGAUGGCGACCGUACUGAAGGCGCGUGAGGGCUGCUCGUGCUCCUCAGCAGAAGCAUUUCACUUAUCAAACCACUUGACAGCCAUCUGUUUCAGUAGUUUUUGACUUUUUGUUCAGUGGCCGAACUGUGAAAAGAUUAUUUCUUCCAUGCGUCCAGCUUCAUUUUUUGUUGAAGAAUGACUUCUGUGUGGAAAAGAUUACAAAGAGUUGGCAAAAAGGCCACUAGAUUUCAAUUCGUGGCUUCAUAUCAAGAAAUCAUUCUGGAAUGUACAAAGAAAUGGCAACCAGAUAAACUGAGAGUGGUGUGGACCAGGAGGAACAGACGCAUUUGCUCCAAGCUUCAUUCAUGGCAGCCAGGCAUCAAGAAUCCCUACAGGGGAAUGGUGGUGUGGCCUGUACCUGAAAAUGUGGACAUUACUGUCACACUCUACAGGGAUACACAUGCUGAAGAGUUUGAAGACAAAGAAUGGACAUUUGUCAUUGAGAAUGAGACGGCAAAAGGCAGUCGGAAAGUGCUGGCGUCUGUGGAUUUGAACAUGAAUAAGUUUGCCAGUGCCACACACUCACAGAUGGACCUGACCCUCAAGCUGAAGCCCUUGUCGGUGAAGGUGGUGGAGGCCACUCUGAAGCUCUCCUUAUCCUGUGUGUUCCUCAAGGAGGGGAAAGCCACGGAUGAGGACAUGCAGAGUCUCGCCAGUCUGAUGAGUGUAAAGCCAACAGAUAUUGGGAACCUGGAUGACUUUAAUGAGAGUGAUGAGGAAGAUAAGAGAUCCAGUACUGGGGCUAACCUCAGUAAUGUAGUUCCAGCAUCGCACCCUCCUCUUCGAGCAACACGUUCCCUAGAAAAAAGACCUGCAUCUUUAAAGAGCCGUUCAGCAAUAGUCAGUGGUAAAGAGAGGCCUUCUGGUGGCGUCCUCUCCCAUCCAGUAUCUUGCACUAUUCAUAACCCUGACCUGCCAUCACGUCCACCUUUGCCCACCCCACCCAGCCCAACCCCUCACACUGUGCCCUCACCCGCCCGGUUCAGACCAGCACGUCCACCACCCCCACCCCCUGCCCAUUCGCAGACCCCAUCUGGCUCCCACACGGAACAUAAUCUUACUGCUUUGCUCCCUCCAGAGUUACCCAAAGUCUUCCAGCCCUCCCCUGGCUCAGCUCUUGUGUCUUUUCCAAGACGACUGUCAGGUUCUGAGGCCCCAUUGGAGGGUCCAGUGACCUCUGACUAUCCUCUGCUCAAACUGCCUCUGGCUUCUCCCUCUGCUCCCUUUUUCUCUCAACCUUCCUCUUCUUCCAAUGUGGUACUUAAAGACACAUUUGGAGCACCUUGCACCAAUGUUUUUAAGCCCAAGACUUUUCCUGGUACUCGCCCUAUGUCCCCAACUCCUGCCCCCCUCCUCGAACCCAAAACUUCUUCCCUAUCGCUUUCUGACGCCAUUAAGCAUCCUUCUGGCACAGAGCCAGUAUCUGCAGAGCUAAACGAAUGGAAGAUGUCUGUUUCUACAUCUCCUUACUUCUGUGCCUCUCUAAAUGAACCUGUGAACCCUGUUCCUUUGCUAAGCAGUCCAGACCUUGAAGCACUGUGCGAAACCUCUUGCCCUUCUAAAUCACUCAUCUCUUCUACCUCAGUAAUUCUCUUAUCUACUACCCCUGCUCUUGCCCUGUCAACCACUGAUGCCCUCACAGCUGCCCCGUGCAGUUCAACACAGCCCUCUCCAGCCCGGUCAGAGAUACCCAGGGAGCUCAACACACUAACAGAGGAGGAUCAAACAAAUCCAUUUUUACAAGAUUUACUUGCUGAGAAGCAGUCUCAGGUUAAUCUGAAGAGUUCUGAGCCCAGACAAGAGCAGCCUCACUCGUCUCAGAUCGCCGGCAGCAUUAGCAUUGCUAAUCAACAAUCUCCUCCUUCGCGUCUUCAAAAUGAGACCAACAGUGCUCAAGACAAAGCGACCAGGCCUGCCGCAGCUGUCGAAAGUCUUGGGCCAUCAGUUGACACAUCUGGAGGAUGGCCUUUGGAAGCUUAUGAGGAUUUGGCCAUUGGGACUGUACAUUCCCCAUACUCAUUCUCUGUUCCAACAACAAUACAUGCCUCUUCAGUGACUUCGAAAUUCACUCAUAGAGAGGAACUUCCAAAGAAGAAUCUGCCAGUAUUUAUUGCAGAGAAACCACCACUGGCUGAGGAAGAGCCUGAUUUUAAAUUGGAGGAUUUUGAUACAGUGAUUAUAACCUCUGAGCCCAUUGAAGGUCUUGGUGGCAAACGUCCUGAGAAAGCCCCGCUAGUUUCAGAAAAUGUCCUGCUCACUAAUGCAGAACCUGAGAAAAUUUACUUUAAACACUCUGUCCAGUCCGGCCUGGGUCAAACCUUAUCAAUGACUCGUGAUAACUUACUAACGCAACCAGAGGUAUCAGCAGAGGAAUUUGUGUCAAAAGGGCAACCAACAGAGCAGAAUGCGAAGAGUGUUCUGCUUUGCGCAAACCUCAACAGGUCAGAUGAGGACAGAAUGAUCAAAAAAAUGGCCAUGAACCAGUCUCAAAAGUUCAAUCUUGUAAAGUCUCUAACUGUCAAGGAAAGUCAAAAUGAAAAUGAAAAGGCCUUCUCUCAGGAUUUCCCACCACCAGCUGAAAGGCCUUGCGUGGAAAAUAUGGAAGAUGUUUACCCCCAGAUUUCAGAUUUAUCUAAGCAGCUUCCUCCCAUUCAUGCCCAAUCCCCAGAGUCCAAAGUCCUUAAAAGUGCCUCAGAACAAACUCUACCAGUCAGAGAACUAGCCAACUCAGAGCAGAUUGUAAAGGAAUCAGACAAUACAGAAUUAACCCAGAAAGGUGUUGAAACUGACUCACUUCUCCAAGCUGAGGUUCCAAUCUGGAGUGCUCUGGAAGACAAUGUAAAAGAUCUGAAAGAGGAUCAAGCCAGAGAUGAGGAAAUAAAUAUGCACAAAACAACUCACAAGAUGCCAGAAGCAGAGAAUAAAGCUGAAGUGUCCUCAAAAAAGGCUUUAGAAUCAGGUGAAGACAAAGCUGAUAACCGAAUCGAAAAUGCUGAAAAUCCCAGUUUAAUUGAACCAGUGUCCCAUGAGCUAAGACCUUCAAUUGUCUUUAAAACACAACCAGCUGAAACUAUUAAGGAGGAAAAGACAAAAGAGGUUCAUGUAAAAGUCAGUAAACCAGUCCAUUUGAAGCCUCCGUUGCCUGAGAUCUCACCUGCUGUUGCUGUGAAGGAAAAGGCCAACAGGACUUCACUGCUUAUGGAGGAACUUUGCCCUUUGAAUCCCAGCCUGUCUCUGAAUGUUAAGUCUGAAGGAAAGGAAUCAAAGAAAAAGGUCACAUUUGAAGCAGAGACUCUCUUAUGGGCCACGGUAGAGGAGAAAGCAAUAGAGAAAGAGGAUGAGGGUGUUAGCACUGGCAGCUUGAUGCCAGAGAAAGAGGUUCUGGAUAAGGGUUAUGAGACCAUGGCCUCUAUACUGCAGCAGCCAAGUCCUGCAAAAAUACAAGAUGAAGCAAUAUUGGACAAUCAAGAUGAAACCAUGGUUAAAAUUCUUCCUUCUGAGCCUUUUAGUGAUACAAAAAUUGAGCAUCCUACCGACUAUGAGCCCAAAGAAGACAUUAUAAAAGAUUUGUUACCAAUACAGGGAAUCAGUGAAUUACAGAUAGAUAUUCUGACCUCCUCUGAGCCUCUUAAUAUGAGUCUGGUGGAUUGCCUGAAGCUGGCUGCUAGAGAAGCUCAAAGCAGAGGAUCCAUGAAUUUUGAGUCCCAGGCCGAAGGAAUAACUUCCAAAGAGAAAAUAGCAAUUGAGCCCUUGCAAAUUCCAAUACCAUUAAUACAUGACAAAAGUGUGAAGACUGGAGCAUGUAUAGCUAGCAAGAUUGUGGUAUCAAAUGUGGAAAAAUAUGAAGAGCCAUGCUUACCUUUGGAAACCACACGAGAAGGCAUAAUUUCUAAAGAAGAUGUUCAAGACCUUAGCAAUGUGGAAACAGAUCUUCUGCUGAACGAGGUAGACUUUGUGGAAAUAAGAAUAGACGAAAGCCCAGAGGGGAACAGACAUGAAGAACUUCUGCCUGCUAAAACCGUCAGAGCCCAAAUGACUUCUGGCAAGACAAAAGCAGCAGAUUUAAAGCCCUUGGCAGAGUUGGAGGGUUCACAGGAGGAGCUGGAAUUUGAACUAGGUCAGGAAGACUUAGGGACAGUGUGGCUUGCUGAGCUAUAUAUGGAUGGAGGACCCAAGGAAUCCUCAAUAUCCCCAACAUCACAAACAACAUUAUUCACGUCCAUACAGACACUGGAAUCCCCUCAGCCUGCCUGUCCACUAAAACCUGUGAAUAUAAACCCUGUGUCUAUAUUACAAGACACCACAUCAAUGAUAAUAAUUUCCCAGACUGCUAGCAAAGACGAGAGUGUGCAGUUACCUUCUCCAGUGCCUCUAAAGGAAGUCGGCCUAGAUGUCACAAAUCAAGUCCCAAAUUCUGCAGCUGUGAAAAGACAUGUAGUUCCUCCACAAUGCAUUGAAAAGGGAACUACUCCUCAUGUAACUACAGAGACAGCAGAUAUAGAGACUCAUGAGAAAUUCAAGGAUGUUGCCAAAGAGCCGAGGAAGAAGGAAUCUGCUCCACUAGAGGGUGCUGGUAAUGACAAAAUGUGCUUCAGUAACACUUCAAAACUUGAGAUGGAUAAACAGAGCUCCUUAGUGAUCACCACAGCAACAGUUCCUUCAAAAACCGUUCAUUUACCAGCCACAGUGAGACCGAAAGAUAUAAAUCUUGAUGAGAAUGUUGUUUCUGGAAAGGACAUUUCUCCAAGAAGCUCAGUGUUGGCUUGGCCUCUUCCUUCUCCUAAACUUGAUAGACACGAUGAGGUCUCAAAUGGUACAGAGCCCUCAAAAGACACAGAAAGUUCUUGUCGAAAAAAUGACAAUGUCUCUGAGGAGAGCAUUCAGCUAGCAAAGAUUCGUCAAAUAGCAGAAGAGGAGAUGCUGCAGCCUCCAGCACCUGUUCCAUGCACUAAGAAACGUUUGAUCCCUUGCAAGUCUGACUUUGAACUUUCUCCACCUCCCCCCCUUCAAAUAAAGGUCAGCACUACAUCCCCCAAGAAAGAUGGGGAGAUAUUGCCAAAUGUAGAUCAGAGCAUCCGUAUUAAAACAGAAAGUACAAAUACACUUGGAACUUCAUUAUCAGCGAUCUCCCCUGAGCAGAUCAUUCAAACAUGCAAUGUAAAGAUUGAUAUCAGUCAGUCUCAGAGUUCCUCAAUGCUACUGGAAAGCUCUAGCACAUCACAUCUUAAGUCCGAUGAUAACCAAAGAGAGGUUAAAGAUGCUGUUUUAGAAAAUGUCGACUCAAAUGAGCAAGAAAAAAUCAUCCUGUUGGAACGUCUGGCAGCUGAAAAGGAGUGCCAAGGGUCACCAGCUGAAAGUGAGGAUAAGGAAGAGUCAGAUUUAAGUCUUGAUAGAAGUAAAGAGGCUCAAAUAGAACAAGAGAGAACAUCUCCGGUGCCAGAUGAAUUGUCUGGUGUACCUCAGGAAAGGGUGUCCAACAAUGUCACCCCACAAACUAAAGGGAGCACGAAUCCAUCUAAGAGCCCAGGCAUUAUGCAGGUUAAUGGCCAGACCACAGACGCAUCUCAAGUGAUUGUGCCUCCAGUGCGCAUUAAAAAGAAGGUAAUUCCACCGCCAAUGGACCUCGCAUUAGGAAUAACACUUGACGAGUCAACUAGAGAUGGUUCAGCAGUGUCAGCAUGGGAUUUUGCCAGUCCACUGGCCAGUCCUGGUUUGGUGAUGUCCAGUCAGUCCUUGCUGGAAUGGUGUCAAGAGAUCACUAAGAACUAUAAGGGGAUAAAAGUCACAAACUUCAACACCUCCUGGCGUAACGGCCUGGCAUUCUGUGCUAUCUUGCAUCACUUCCAUCCUGAAAAAAUUGACUUUGAUGCAUUGGAGCCUCACAAUAUAAAGCUAAACAACAAAACAGCUUUUGAUGGUUUUGCAUCAUUGGGAAUCUCUCGUCUAUUGGAGCCUUCAGACAUGGUGCUCCUCUCUGUACCAGAUCGAUUGAUUGUCAUGACGUACCUGUGCCAAAUCCGUGCACACUUCACUGGACAGGAACUGAGCGUGUUACAAAUUGAACAGAACAACAGUCAAACCAGCUACAGGGUGGCUGAGCCCAACCAGGGGCCGGAUGUAAAUGCAGCAGCAAAGUUCUGUGCGGAGAGGCUACAUGUUGGAGCUUUGUCAGGGGACAGUAACAGCAAGAAAUUACUGGGAGAGGAGGGAUCUGACACUGUGGCUAAGCCUAACGGAGAACUUGUUCCUCCACCUCGGAUUAAACGUGCAGGUAAGGUGGAUGAGAAGGAUUGUAAGGAGACAGCAGUCAAAGGAACAGAGGGAGGUGCACAGACUCCGGUGGCUCCACAACGGCCGAAUGCAGCGGCAUCCAGAUCAGCAUUAGGGCACCUACGAGAUGUGGAUCUGGUGAAAAAACAACGCUCGCGGCUAAAGAGUGAAUCCAUUGAUGAGCCUGAUUCAAAAGAGCAGGCAAAGGCGACAGGUAAAGGUGAGCCUGCAGUUGAAGGAACAAAUGGCUCAACAGUUGCCAGAGAGAGUGAUGAAACUGAACCUCACGAGACAAACCAAGACGUUAAAGCAGCAGAGAAUAAAACAAUGUGUCUUCAGGACACCAAUCAGUAUGUUCUGAGUGAACUUCAGGCGCUGGAAUCAGAACAGAAACACGUAGACAGUAGAGCUGCCAUCGUGGAGAAGAGACUCAGAAGACUCAUGGAGACAGGAAGUUAUAAAGAUGAAGAAGAGAAGCUGAUUCAGGAGUGGUUCACACUGGUCAACAAGAAAAAUGCUUUGAUCAGGAGACAAGACCAUCUGGAACUGCUGCAAGAAGAGCAAGAUUUAGAAAGAAGGUUUGAGCUUUUAAAUCGCGAGCUCAGAGCCAUGAUGGCCAUUGAAGACUGGCAGAAGACUCAAGCCCAGCAGCACAGAGAACAGCUACUGCUACAGGAAUUGGUGUCUCUGGUCAACAAGCGUGAUGAGUUGGUACGAGACAUGGAUGCAAAAGAGAGAGGGGCUCUGGAGGAGGAUGAGAGGCUGGAGAGAGGUCUGGAAGAAAGACGAAGAAAAUGCAGCAAUAAGGAAAAGUGUGUUCUUCAAUAAAAAUGCUAAACUUUAUAUCAGAACUGUGGCUCACUGCACCCAGCACUCCACCAGAGACAACUUACAUUUGGCAUCUAAAUCACUUCGACCAUAACGGGACAUGAGUGUGCCUUUUUAGAGUCUUUUGGUUUGAAUGUGAAGACCUUCAAGAGACAUUUUGGAGGAUUGUGGGAUCUUCUUGGGAUAUAAAAUAUGUCCAGUGAAGAUCAAGUUAUUCUCUAAAUGUUUUAUUUUUUUAAGUCUGAACUUUAAUUUGAUGGUUUUGCCAAUGAAGUGGUAUUCCAUCUAGAGUUUGGUAUGCAAGCAAUAUUACUGUAAAUCUGAAGAGUCUAUUUUGCCAUGUGUUUUAUUGGAUAAUUUGUAUCAAUUUCUUUCACGUUGCUCCAUAUAGGACACAUUUUUCUGAAGGGGCUUGAACCAAAGUUGGCUGUUUUACAUUAUUUAUUUAAGUGUGAUGUUUCCUGGUAUGCCAGAAUGUCUCUGCUGUGCCAUUGUUUUGUAAUAGCUGCAAAAUUGUAUUUUCUGAUGGUUCAUGAACAGUAUAUGUUAACUUUUUUCUAGUAUCUAAAGAGGACUGUAUUUAUAAAGUUAUUUUUGCAUUGCAGUGCCUUUAGAGGUUUAAUACCUUUUGACAUGGGGCUUUUUCUAUAACAAAGACAUUUUGCAUUUUUGUCUUUUGAAGCUUGAAAUCUAUCUCAAAAUGAAAAAUAUUUAUGGAUUGUUUUAUAGAGUUUUAUAGGCACUGUAAUCCUUUUGAUGUUGAAAUGUAUUAUUCAUUCCUAUUUGAACAUUAAGGGUGUUUAAUUCGAUAAAGUUUGAUGCUGUUUUUAUUAUCUUUGUAUCAAUCAUAAUUUAGAUAUUAUAUCUGGAUACAGAAUUGUGUUUUGUAAGCAUUGUACCUUUUCAGAUUGUUCAGAGUUUUGAAGUUAAAGGGAUAUUU